Molecule: messenger RNA, 1146 nt
Organism: Hyposmocoma kahamanoa
Lineage: Eukaryota; Metazoa; Arthropoda; Insecta; Lepidoptera; Cosmopterigidae
Gene: eIF3i
Product: eukaryotic translation initiation factor 3 subunit I
Exons: 5
Coding region: 89-1078 (329 amino acids)
Biological process (GO): cytoplasmic translational initiation
Cellular component (GO): eukaryotic translation initiation factor 3 complex, eIF3m; cytoplasm
Molecular function (GO): translation initiation factor activity; RNA binding; protein binding
Source: RefSeq, a predicted model, not a curated record
UCUCGUGUCAAAAGAAUAGGCAACCGCCACAUGUCACGCCUGAAUUUUUGUGAUUUUCUUUAAUUUUCUCGAAAAAUAUUUAUAAAAAAUGAAACCUCUUAUGCUGCAAGGGCACGAGCGUGCCAUCACCCAGAUCAAAUACAACCGUGAGGGAGAUCUGUUAUUCUCAGUUGCGAAGGAUUCAAAACCUAAUGUGUGGUGGUCUCUGAAUGGCGAACGUUUGGGCACUUUCAACGGCCACGGAGGUGUCGUGUGGUGCCUCGAUGUAGAUUGGCAGACUACCAACCUCAUUACAGGCGGUGGUGACAGCUCCUGCAGAUUAUGGGACUUAGAGACUGGAAAAAACAUUGCCACGAUAAAGUCUAACUCAUCAGUGAGAACUUGCAACUUCAGCUACAGUGCAUACCAGGCUGCCUACACCACCGACAAAGCUAUGAAACAUCCUUGUGAGGUGUUCAUCAUAGACACAAGAACCAUAGAUGACUCUAUGUCGAAUCAGGCACCAAUCCUCAAGUGGGAAAUUACAGACUCAAAGGUCACUUCCAUGGUGUGGGGCACACUGGAUGAGACCAUCAUCACUGGUCAUGAAGCUGGAGACCUUAUUCAGUGGGAUCUUAGGACUGGCAAGAAAGUGCAUUCCAUUAAGGAGCAUACUCAUCAAAUCAAUGAUAUGCAACUGUCCCGAGAUGGUACAAUGUUCAUCACUGCCUCGAAAGACCAAACUGCCAAACUUUUUGACACUAGCUCGCUAGAGCUUCUCAAAGAAUACAAAACGGAGAGACCAGUUAAUUCUGCUGCUCUCAGCCCAAUUCUUGACCAUGUUGUAUUAGGUGGUGGUCAGGAUGCUAUGGAAGUAACAACAACUUCGACAAGACAAGGAAAGUUUGACGCUCGUUUUUUCCACUUAGUAUUCGAAGAAGAAUUUGGCCGUAUUAAAGGCCACUUUGGUCCUAUCAACAGUUUGGCAUUCCACCCAGAUGGUAAGAGCUACGCCUCAGGAGGUGAAGACGGUUAUGUUCGUGUACAGAGCUUUGAUCAAUCGUACUUCGAUUACACUUUUGACUACAACAGAGAUUGAGAUUAGGUGAAUUGUAUAAUCAGUAUCUGAAAAUUUUAAUACUAUUAAAGAUUCUUUAAGAUUUCACA